Messenger RNA from Toxotes jaculatrix (banded archerfish), 1905 nucleotides. RefSeq names its product cathepsin K (gene ctsk). The coding region runs from base 159 to 1151 and encodes 330 amino acids. Gene Ontology annotation, biological process: immune response. The record is from RefSeq and is a predicted model, not a curated record. Gene Ontology annotation, cellular component: lysosome. Lineage: Eukaryota; Metazoa; Chordata; Actinopteri; Toxotidae. The transcript is spliced from 8 exons. Gene Ontology annotation, molecular function: cysteine-type endopeptidase activity.
CAUAGGAAAAAAAAAAUCUCCUCCCCAGACCUGGAGCUCCCUUUGUACUUCCUCAAAAUUCAACCGAUAUAAACUCACUCACUGACCUACUUCAGGACAGAGGCAGAGGACAUCAGACUCAGAGGACUUCACCAAACUCUUUGCCUUUGGACUUAAGGAUGCUGUCGUGUGUGUGCGUGUUGCUGCUAGCAGCCUCAGCUCUGGGCCACCUGGAGGAAGCCUCUCUGGACGCCCAGUGGGAGCAAUGGAAGAUCACACACAAGAAAGAAUACAAUGGCCUGGAUGAGGAGGGGAUCCGCAAGGCCAUCUGGGAGAAGAACAUGCGUAUGAUCGACGCCCACAACCAGGAGGCAGCGCUGGGCAUUCACUCCUACGAGAUGGGGAUGAACCACUUGGGAGACAUGACGUCAGAGGAAGUGGCCGAGAAAAUGACCGGCCUGCUGAUCCCUACGAACCAGGAGCGCAGCUUCACCAUGGCUCUGGACGACAAAGUGGAAAAACUUCCCAAAUUUGUUGACUACCGCAAGAAGGGCAUGGUGACUCCAGUGAAGAACCAGGGUUCCUGUGGCUCAUGUUGGGCCUUCAGCUCAGCCGGAGCCCUCGAGGGCCAGUUGGCCAAGAAGACGGGUCAGCUGCUGGACCUCAGUCCUCAGAACCUGGUGGACUGCGUCUCAGAGAACGACGGCUGCGGAGGAGGAUACAUGACCAUCGCCUUCAAGUAUGUCCAGGAAAAUGGAGGCAUUGAUUCUGAGGAGGCGUACCCGUACGUCGGAGAGGACCAGCCGUGCCGCUACAAUUCAUCAGCCAUGGCGGCUCAGUGCAAAGGCUACAAGGAAAUCCCUGAGGGUGACGAGCACGCACUGGCUGUCGCACUGUUUAAAGUGGGUCCAGUAUCUGUGGGCAUCGACGCCACACAACCCAGCUUCCAGUUCUACCAAAGAGGUGUUUACUACGAUGCCAACUGUAACAAAGACGACAUCAAUCACGCUGUGCUGGCAGUAGGCUACGGAGUGAACACCAAGGGGAAGAAGUACUGGAUCGUCAAGAACAGCUGGGGCGAGGGCUGGGGCAAGAUGGGCUACAUCCUGAUGGCACGCAACCGUGGCAACCUCUGCGGCAUCGCCAACCUCGCCAGCUACCCCAUCAUGUGAGGAAGUUGAGCGUGGAGCUCAGGAAGGAGGAAGACGAGAGUGGACCAAGGGGCUUUGCUUAGGCUACUGUACAUGAAGAGAGUUCCUUCCAAAUCUCAGUAACCACUAAGAAAAUAAACGAAAGGUUCUACUUUGUUUACUAAGAUUUUUCAAUUAGCAAACAUACUUUUUAAAUUGGACUUACUAUCUUUUGGAAUGAAUCUCUUCUGGUAUCAAAAAGGGUUAAAUGUUAUGGACUCUUGGAUUCAGGCGUCCUUAAGAAAAAGUCUGAGGACGUUUGGUUAUCUUGAGUUAUUUGAAGCACUUUGAACCCCUGAAGUCUUUUCAGUUUUAUCUCCAAAGCAGCAGACUUCCACUGUGGUUGGCUCCAUAAAGAAAAACACACACAUUAUCAGUACCUCGAGGGCAUGGUGUUAGUGACGCUAACCAAAGUGCCAAGUUAAAUCUACAGACCCACCAGACACAACCAGCAUUUUACAGUGUUUGGCUGCUAGUCGGUGACACUUUCAGUCUUUAAUUUUAAUUACAGUUUGUGUGAAAACGAAAUUUAAAUUCAGUGUAACAGGCAGGAAACAUUGCUGGGCAAUGGUAGCUCCUCCUUUCCUGUUGGUGCACAGUCCUUUUUAAAUCCCAGCCAGUUUUUCUCUUGAUUGUGUCGACUUUUGUUGUUGUUUUUGUUCUGUUCAGCACUUUUCUGAUGAUUAAACUGUAAACGGAUGUUUUCUAGGAAAUUGAAUAAAGGUUUCAUUUUGAA